Messenger RNA from Scophthalmus maximus (turbot), 1851 nucleotides. Its product is annotated as claudin-34-like. Gene Ontology annotation, molecular function: structural molecule activity. Lineage: Eukaryota; Metazoa; Chordata; Actinopteri; Pleuronectiformes; Scophthalmidae. The coding region runs from base 393 to 1139 and encodes 248 amino acids. Gene Ontology annotation, biological process: bicellular tight junction assembly; cell adhesion. The transcript is spliced from 2 exons. Gene Ontology annotation, cellular component: bicellular tight junction; plasma membrane. The record is from RefSeq and is a predicted model, not a curated record.
AAUAAGGCAUGGACUCUUCGUCCGACCUAUAUGCUGUUAAUCAUUUACUGCGUACAGAUGUGAAAGGAAACUGUAUCUGGGAUUUGGCAGCAAUAUGAGGAAGUGUUGUGCCGCACCUGGGAAUAAAAGAAAACCUCUCUGUCGGAGGCUGUCAAGACAUUUUUUGUACUCUCAGAGUUUGAAGACAACACAAAAGCAGUUCUCAGAUCGAGCUGCAGGUGCCUGUUUGCCAGGUAUCCCAGGUGACAAAAGAGCAUCAGAACAAAAUAAAAAUUAAAACGCCUGCAAGGUGGAGUAAACAAGAGCAAGAGGUCGAAUGAGCAUGGCACCUUGGCGUUGAUCUGAGUGUGAUCAGCACUUCCUGGUUGGCUCCCUCGUGUGGCUCCACUCCUAUGACCUACUUGGUUAACACAGCCCACGCCCAGCUCGUCGCCCUCUGGCUGAGCUGCGUGGGCUGGACUCUCACUGCCGUGGCGCUUGGACUCAUCAAGUGGAGGGUUUGGCAGGUGUCGGACACGGAAGUCAUCAGCUCCGGCAUGGCCUGGGUGGGCAUCUGGAGGGCCUGCUUCAAUAGCCACACUGUGGUGACGCCCGGCUCCAUGGUCAUGCACUGCAGGUACAUCAGCCUGACCGAGGCCUUCACACCGCCAGAAAUAGUGGCAGGUCAGGUUCUCAUGGUCCUGUCCCUGCUGGUGGGGCUCUUUGGUAAUGCCAGCGGUGUGUAUGCCCUGAGGAACGUCUACUUUGGCCUGGAGAAGAGCUUGCCAGUGCGCUUGUCGUUCUACACCACUGGAGCUCUGUGCCUGUUGGCCGCUGUGACGUCUCUCAUACCUCUGCUGUGGAAUCUGAGCUCAGUGGUGACCAAUCAGACCAUCGUGUUCCCCCCUGAGUUCAAAAUGCCCCAGGCGCCGGAUUCGCAGUACGCAGGGAGCGGCAUAGGGGUUGGAAUGGUGGGAACAGUCCUGAUGAUUGUCUCUGGGAUUAUUUUCUGUAAAUACAGGCUACCAGUGAGGCCACAGUCAGGGAUGAGGCCCUCUCCCGAAGAACCACCAGCACAACGUGUAACUGACAGUCAGGAGGCUUUUACCACAUCAAGGGGGAAUGACAACACAGGGUUUGAAGCUCAUGAACACUUGUGAACAAUUUCUUUUGACUUGAAGGCCACUGCCUGUGAGACCUCAGAGGAAACACAGCUUAAACAUAUGAAGAGCUGCAAACUGAGAUGUUCAAAAGUUCUACUUUGGACAGAAUUAUUCCUUCCAUAGACUGUUUGAUUUAUUCAGCCAGUCGGAAACACAACAGCUCCUUGAUUGCUUCCAGUGACUCAUCUCCUUUUUUAUUUUGCUCCACGUGAAGAUCCAAAUGAAUGAUUCAUCUCCAGACAGCAAACAAACAUUGCCUUCAUGCCUCAGAAGCGAAUGUAUUACAGCCAUGAAAGAUUCAUGAAAGAUCCUCUUACAAUGUCGAACUUUCACUGCAGUUUUUACGUUUUCUAAGCUGUUGCGGUUAUUGUUGUAUUAACUCCUAUGGUGUGAGCACAGCAUUAUGGGCAGUAAAGGAGGCACAUCUGUGAGUGAUGUAGGACACUAUUUGUAAAUCAUGGCUCGCCUAAAUUAUUCAGUGAAGAUAUUGUAUACGUUUUUACAUCCAAAAGUGACACUGCUGCAGCCCAGCUGUUUGUACAUGCACUUGUCAUGUGUUCAGCAAGAAUUAAAAAAUCAAGAAUGUGUCUUUUAUUGUGUCCCACCACCACAAUAUCAGCUGCCUCCUCCUUGAAUAACAAAACAUUUGUAGUGGUGGUGAUUUUGUUCCAUAUUUGGACUGAAAUAAAUGUUAAUAACAUUUUUCAUA